Molecule: messenger RNA, 1140 nt
Organism: Aureococcus anophagefferens
Lineage: Eukaryota; Pelagophyceae; Pelagomonadales; Pelagomonadaceae
Exons: 2
Biological process (GO): microtubule-based movement
Molecular function (GO): microtubule motor activity; ATP binding; microtubule binding
Source: RefSeq, a predicted model, not a curated record
GAGAAGCUCCGGGCGCUCGAACAAAGGAACGCGCGGCUCGACCAAGACCUGACGCGCGAGUCGAUGAUGCGGCGCAAGCUCCACAACCAGAUCGAGGACAUGAAGGGCAAGAUCCGGGUUUUGUGCCGCGUGCGGCCCCUGGCGCAGUUCGAGCGGGACCGCGGCGCGGGCGAGUCCGCCGUCGUCAAGGACGGCGAGGGGUCGCUCACGGUGCUACCCGCGAAAGAAAAGGGCGAGAAGAAGAAAUUCAUGUUCGACUUCGUGUUCGACGGCGCCGGGGCCGAGAACUCGCAGCCGCGGCUCUUCGAGGACGUCAAGCAGCUCAUCACGUCCACGGUAGACGGCUACAACGUGUGCCUCUUCUGCUACGGGCAGACGGGAUCGGGCAAGACGUUCACCAUGGGCUCGGAUUCGCGCAUCGGCGCGACGCUCGGGCCCGACGGGAGAGUGUUGGAAGGAGCGGGCAUCGCGCCGCGGUCCGCGGAGGCCGUCUUCGACAUCUUGGAGGGGCGGACGUCGCAGUGCGACUGCACCGUGACGCUGUCCAUGUUCGAGGUCUACUGCGACAAGCUCGUGGACUUGUUAAAUACCUCGCCCCAGCAGCCCCACCUGAAGAUUACCUUGGCGGAGCACUCGCCCACGGGCCUCGUCCACGUCGAGGGCGCGAAAUCCCGGGAGGUGGCAGACGCCAAGGCGCUCGUCGACGCUUUGGCCUUCGGCAUCGGCAACCGCACGGUGCACGCGACGAAAAUGAACUCCGAGAGCUCGCGGAGCCACCUCGUCAUGAUGAUGGAGAUUAGCUCGACGAACAAGCGCACGGGCCACAAGGUCACGGGCAAGCUUACGUUGGUGGACCUCGCCGGGUCCGAGCGCCCUUUGAAGUUGGGAAUUUCGCUCUCUUUUGCUGCCCAGGCGACGGCCAUCAACAAGUCGCUGUCGGCGCUGGGCGACGUCAUCGCUUCUUUAACGGCCGCGGCGGGGGGCCACGUGCCCUACCGGAACCACCCGCUGACCAUGCUCAUGUCCGACUCCGUCGGCGGCUCCGCGAAGACGAUGAUGAUCGUCUGCUCGUCGCCCGCGUCCGACAACGUCGCGGAGACGCUGACCUCGCUCCAGUUCGCGACGCGGUGCAAGGACGUC